Messenger RNA from Cajanus cajan (pigeon pea), 1056 nucleotides. RefSeq names its product Tetratricopeptide repeat (TPR)-like superfamily protein. The record is from RefSeq and is a predicted model, not a curated record. Lineage: Eukaryota; Viridiplantae; Streptophyta; Magnoliopsida; Fabales; Fabaceae. Gene Ontology annotation, cellular component: chloroplast thylakoid.
GUGACACAGUAACAUUAUCCACAUGGUACCUAUGACAGUUUGUCGUGGUGAGUUGCAUCUGCGUGUGACUGCAAGAAAUGGCUCUUGUUCUCAACGUCUCAUUGUGUUCCACUUCUAAGCCCCGUCUUUCUCUAUCAACCUCCAAUUCCAAAGCUUUUCCUCUUCCUCUCCUUGGACUCAACACAAAGCAAAGUCGCCAAGCAUCUCAGAAACUCACAUUUUCAUUGGCUGAAUCCGUGUCUAGUGCCACUCUCGUUGCUUUCCUCUCUGCUUCUUUCAUCUUUGUUCAUCCCGCACUUGCAUUCAAGGGUGGAGGACCAUACGGGCAAGAAGUGACAAGGGGGCAAGAUCUCACUGGGAAGGACUUUAGUGGCAAGACUCUGAUCAAACAAGACUUCAAAACGUCCAUACUGAGACAAGCCAAUUUUAAAGGUGCAAAGCUAAUAGGUGCUAGCUUCUUUGAUGCUGAUUUAACAGGUGCUGAUCUUUCGGAAGCUGAUUUGAGAAAUGCAGAUUUUUCCCUGGCAAAUGUGACAAAGGCAAAUUUAAGCAAUGCUAACUUGGAAGGUGCGCUUGCAACAGGAAAUACAUCUUUUAAGGGAUCGAAUAUUACAGGCGCUGAUUUCACGGAUGUGCCACUAAGAGAUGAUCAACGCGAAUACCUCUGCAAAGUUGCUGAUGGGGUGAACCCAACAACCGGAAAUGCUACGCGUGAUACAUUGUUCUGCAAUUAGCAUUCCAUUGCUGAAGACUCCAAUAACUUCAAAAUAUAUGCACUAAAUGUUUGCAUGGAUGUAAACUAUUGGUUGAAUGCCAACGAAUGCUUUCAUAGCUAACAAUAUCCUUCCUUCAUGUUACUCCAUUAUCCAUUAUGCAAUCUGUGAAGUUGGCAAUUUGACAUGUUGCUGGAAUCUUGUAAUGCAUAGCAUGACAGCACCGCAAUUUAAAUUGUUCCAGAUUUUCAUUCACCAUACACCUGACAAUAAGAUUGUGAUGUAAUGCUCAACCAGCCACCUAUGUUAUGUAUUAUGGCAUUAUAUAGUUAAAAUCCUUUAA